AUGGCGGCUCUGGCGAGGUUCGAAGACGCCUUAGGCCCGGAGAAGGACUAUUACAAGCAGGACGAGCUCUUUUGGAAGUCUCACGCUGAGAAGGUGCAAUCGUAUGGCGAGUUGGGGAGGGGAGGUCAAAGUUUGGCUCUCAGCCAGACAGCACAUCCUGCAACAUGGAGCUGCGGAAACGGCAGUGCCAUCAGCAGAGAGUGUCCAGGGGUGGAUCAGCAGUCACUGUUGCUCGACGCUCUUCUACUGCCGGGUACAGUGUCUUCAGCAUGGGAAACGCCUGAGAAGCACAUAGAGUUGCACAAGAGGGUGGUUGAGCUCGCAUCUGUUCGCUCUUCGCUGCAUAAUCAACUCCGAACGCUGCAAGGGCACAAGGCAUCCCUCAAUGAGCAGAAGCUGACCCUCCAGUCAAGGAUUGUCUCUCGCCUGAACUCCAGGCUCCACGCUGCGUAUGCCGUGCUUGAUGAUCAACAGUCUUCAGUACAGGCCAAAAUGGGCCAGCUGGAACGUCACACACUCCAGUGUGCACGAAUUCUGCAGCGCCUUGUGCCUGAACCAACUGUGGAAGAGUGGGCUGAGUUGGCAUCUGAGUUCCAGAGGCUUCACAGAUUCAAGGCUGAGGUGGCAGAGGAUGCUGAGCUUGGGUUCAAUUUUGAAACGCUUGCACCCAAGGCGGAGGCCGACUUGGAGAGGGAACUGGCAGAGGCCAAAAACAUCAUGAGUGGGCUGCAGGAGGAGCUACAGAUCUGCAGAGAAGGGCGCGUAGAGGUGGACAAGUUGCUGGAUCAGAAGUGCCAGGAAGUCAAUGCAUGGGUGCAGCAGUGCACAGAGUUGCAAACACAGCUGGAAGACAUUGACAAGGAUGCUGUUGUCGUUGAGCGGCUGCGUGAUGCUCGAAGUCAAUUUCAGCAAGUUUUGCAGGCGCUCGAGGAGAAGCAUCAAAAAGAGGUGGAACGGCUUGAGUCGUUGUUCAAAGAUGCAGUAGGUGGCAAAGACGGCAGUGAGCACACUGAUGCAGACUCACACUGCAGUGCGAGGGAGAUGGAUCUUGAUGUGGAGCCAGUGCAACAACUGCGCAAGACCAUGACACUGCCCCCUGGCAAUGCUGCCAAACCUGCCUGUGGGCGUGAGGCAAGACUGAGGGAAAUGUACCAAAAGAUGCUCAUGCAGAUCAAGCACAGGAAUCUGAAGGAGAGGGAGAAAUCUGAACUGAGGCACAAAGAGGAGAUGCAAGCCUUGGUUAAAACCCAUGAAGACACGAUUGCAAGGCUACUUGCACAGUUCAAUAAGCAAGGAAUGGGACCUGCUACUGAUGGCAACGAUGUGACUGAGAUGAAACUGCUGAAGGAGGAAAACAACGCCUUGAAGGAGAAAAUGGACAAGUUGUCAGAUGCAUUUGAUUCCCGCUUGGAGUAUGCUCUAUACUCCCAGCGAUGUGAGCAUGAGAAAGAGAUCAUCGGAAUGAAGGACAUGUGCGAAAAAUCAAUGGAGGAGAGUAAGAUGGAAACGUGUGGCUUGCGUGAUGCUCUGGCUGCCCAGCAGGAAAUCAUGACACCUGAGAAGAUGAAGUCCAUCGUUAACGAUGCCAUCAGGGCGAAGGAUGCAGAGCACCAUGCAGACUUGCUCCGUGCGAACGAUAUGUGGCAACAAAAAGUUGAUGCAGUUGAGGACCACUACAAAAGCGCUCUCACCAAGAGGGAGGGAGAAUACGACCAGCUAUUGAAUGAGCUUCGCCGAAUUCAGCAGACGCACAAUAGCACUUGCUCAUCGUCAGAGGCAUCCCAUCAUUCUGGUGCCGAACCCCAGGCCAGACCUAAAGGGAAAGCAAGGACUCUCAGCCCCCAAACGAAGUUGCACACAGGGAAAAGGUGCAGCGCCUCUAUUGGAGGGUCCUCACCAGCAGCCAUUCCGGGUGUGGCUGGAUUUCGAGAAGAAGGGAUGCAACACGAUGGGACAGGACGGCCAGCCCCUUGUUUGGGUUCCUGCGUUGGCUCUAGUGGGGCAUCAGUCGAGUCUCAGACAGAGACUUUUGCUGAUGCUGUGCUCACUAGUGGAACCCCCCUUGAGCAAUGCCUUCUGGCAGAUGGGAACCAACGCACUGCAAAUGCCAUUGGCAGGACUGCAAGGUGCGCUCGCUGUGGCCUGAACGACGAAGUUGCGCCGGGCCACUGCUGCUUCCACCCAGCCCUGCUUAGGGCCCCAGGGCCAAUGCUCUACAGCCCAGAAUGGCACACCUGCAAAGUCAGCCACCACAGCGCCAGCACGCCAGGCUGCUACAGCAGGAGGGAGCACUACUAUCCGAUCGAUCCAGGGGUCGGUCGAGGGUCCCUGGUUGGUCCUGGCACUUCGUGGGGAUCGAUGCCGUCGCCAAGACCCAGAGCAGUGCGGCCCAUGCCGUCCUACGUGCCAAGAGAAGACACUGGCCCACUAAUCGGAUCAUGA
Messenger RNA from Ostreobium quekettii, 2442 nucleotides. The record is from the annotation of a GenBank genome assembly. NCBI's taxonomy places the organism in Eukaryota, Viridiplantae, Chlorophyta, Ulvophyceae, Bryopsidales, Ostreobiaceae.